ACCUCUACAUGCGUGACGUGAACUAAGACGUAAACGAUUGAAUGACAGUUUUAGGAUAUUAAAUUACUAAUAAAAUUGUUAACGAAGCAAAGUAUUUUUACAUUUUAUAAUUUUUAUUACGAUGGAAUAAUCUUUCAACUUCGACGUAAAAAUAUAAGUGUUUAUAAAAUUUUCAGACUAUCAGUGACAGUCACGUUUGUUUAUUGGUUGAACAUCCGCCAUUUUGUACUGUCGUUUGUUUAGUGACUGUAUCUUUUUACCUAGUGAUGCUGUAUAAUUUCACUAAAAAUAUAUAACGCGAUUUUGCAAGUGGUGUACAAUGUUUUUGCUAGAAACGUUGAUUUCAAGGGGUAAAAAUUAAAUCGUGUGACUUGUCAAUCUGACGUCGGUAUAUCCAUCUACCUAUGUGCCGGAUGUGUCCUACAAUCGGUUAGGCCGAUUUUACGUGCCACCUUGAGUGGUGUACGUGUCCCGAUACCUAUGCUGCCAAGAAUAUGAGUGGCAACGGGAAUCAGGUGCCGUUGGCGCCGAGUCAGCGCGGGCCCGGACCUUACCCACGGGCGUCAACACCACAUCGACCGGUGGAUUGUUUCCAUUCGACGGGCGGUGCAGCGGCGGGGUAUAUGCAGAACGCGGCUGGCGGGGCACAAACAUCGGGACAAGCAGCGCUAAGGGUCCAACAAACGCCGCAACCGUCCGCUCCGCCAGCACCGCAGCAGGACAUGUCAAAGACCACCAUGGCUGGUCAUAGCUUCGUGGCUCCCCAAAAUCAGACCCCACAAAAUCGGCCCCAGUAUAAUUACCAGUACAGAACGGCUCAACACGGGACACGACCUACAUCCCAUCAAAGGCAACAACAACCGUUUAUCGCUGGCGCUACGGCUCCUACAACAGGGCCAAUGAUGUACAAUGUACAUCCAAUUGUAUUCCAGCCGACGCACAUGGGAAUGCAGACAUACCAACCACGCUCAAAUAGUCCAGGAUAUUUCCCUUAUAUGCAUCAGUAUUUGGGUUACAGCAAUCCAGCUGCGAGCCAUACACCACCAUAUUAUUACCCAAACCCAAAUGGUCAGCCACUACAGACAGCUAAUAUACAAGGGAAUGCUCCUGGAGGUAGAACCAAUCCUACGACGCCUUUGGUGGGUCCACAAGGAACUCCAGCCACGCCGGCAGCACAAGCCUCUUCUCUGCCACAUCCACAAGCGCCAACGCAAUUUACCCAAGCGAUGCCUGGAAUCCGGACUACUCAAAUGGCACCUAAACGUAGUCACAGAGUGCCAAUUAUCAAUCCUGAUACUAAACAAGAAAUUUAUGUAGAAGAAAAUCCUAGUGGCGAUUCUAGUGGCAGACAAACACCACAAACAGAUCAACAAACACACAGCGCUGCUGAAGAAUUUACUAGGAAAGUAAAUGAAAUAAUAAAUCAGCCAAGUGCUGUUGAAUGUUCUAAUAAAUUAUCGAAGAAUAAUGAAAUUCCAAUUACGACAACGCCAAGUUCGCAACAAGUUCAAUCCAAUAUAACAAUGACUUCUAUAAAUAAUAAUAAUUUAAUAAAAGAUAUAGUUCUUGUGAACGAAAAUAAAAAUUUAGGACUUGAUGUUGCUAUAGAAUCUAAUGAUACACCUGUGGUGUCAGCAAUAUCUGAUAGUCCUGUUAUAGUGCCUAAACUUCAAAAUAAUAAACAACUCCAAAAGAAUAGUGAUCAGUCCUUAGUUAUAGAUACAAGUAAGAAUUUAAUUCAUAAUAAACAACAUAAACAAAAUAAAAGCAAACCGGUUGUGCCUCAAAACGAAGAUUUAGAGAAAGUGUCGGAUGUUAUUUCUGAUUCUCAAAUCGUCGCGAUGACUGUUAGCAAUACCCCAGUGAUUACGUAUACGUCUGCUCCAGUGACUUCUCCUGAAUCUGCGUCUCCCAUUGUGCCGCCUGUUAUAGUACCUGCACCUCAACCACAAAGAAUACGAGAAAAUAGGUCUAGGGUAAAAUCAGAAGAAAAAGUAAAACAUGUGGAGCCACAAGAAACUAAUGAUUUGCCUGUUUCUAGUAAAUCAAAUGGACCUACAACUAAUGUUGUGAUUAGUUCAGUUGAUAGUUUGCAAGAAGUUAUCAACUCUCCAACUAGUCAAUACAAUAAAACAAUAGCAGUUGAUUUAAAUAAGAAGCAAACAACACCACUAUUGAUUCCGUUAGAUAUUGAAACGCAAGCAAUCGAAAUAAAUGUUGAUAAAAAGAAUUUAAGUGAACCUAUUGAAACAGUACCAACUGCCACAGAGUUAUUAUCAGCCAGCAUAGAGAAGGUUGCCAAGGAACUGCCUACUGCACCGGAAACAUCCGAAAGUAAAGAAGCAUCUAGUGCAAUACAAGCUCAAGCCAAGUUAACACAAAGUAUAGCCAGCUGUCUUCGCACUAAUCAACCUGAUUCUAAGAUGAAAGAUAUUAAUCUUAAUAAUAAGUCCACUGAUCCAGAUUCUGCUAAUGGAAAUGGUCUAAAGAUUGACAUUACUAAAGAAGAUAUAAAUAAAAAUGAAAAAAUUGUAAAAAAUUCUAAAAAUAGUAAUAAAAAAUCAGCUAAAAUGGCUAACAGUGACACAAAUUUAAUUGAGUCGAAUCCUUAUCAGAAUGGAAAAGACGAGACUGAUAAAGUCAAUAAUGCAAAACAUGAAAAGAGCUUGUUAUCACCUAAGGAAGAUGAGCUUGUGUCGAAACCCAUAGAAGUUUCUGAAACUCUUGUGACUCCAUCUGUAUUUGUGCCUAAAUACAAAUAUAGCGAAGAUCAAUGGUCUCCAAUAAACAAAUCAGGAAAGAAAUGUUAUAAUAUUGGCUUAUUAAAGCAAAUUAAGGAUGAUCCUCUGUCCAAGAACAAACCGAACGUACCCUUGCUAGAGACAUGCAACAUAAUAAAAACAAGUACAAUUCCAGAAACCAUAGCAUUCUCCCCUAUCACGAGACCAAUAAAUGAUUCUCUUUUCCCUCCAUUUGCAAAAAGUUCAACUAUAGGAACUACUAGAAGCAAUACUCCACGAGAUGCAAAGAAAGAUAGCAGAAACUUGUCUUUGGGAGGCAAAGGUAGUAUGAAAUCAAGUACAAGCCAAAAUAGCAAUAGUGGUGCUAAAAUAAUUCAUGUGGUGACCCUGUCACGUGAAGAAGUUAAAUUAAAUGAAGUUGACUCUGCUUGGAAGCCAUCUAGAUUUAGGAAAGAGACUCUUACGGAAGAUGCAUACAAAACUCAGGAACUAUACAAAAAGUUCCGAGGUAUUCUUAAUAAAUUAACACCACAAAAAUUUGAUACACUACUGGAAAAAGUGAAAACUUUAGAAAUAAAUAAUCAAACACGUCUUGAAGGCGUUAUUGAUCUUGUGUUUGAAAAGGCUAUAGAUGAACCCAAUUUCUCUGAAGCUUAUGCGGCUAUGUGUAACAAACUUUCAAUGCUCAAGGUUCCUGCUGAUAAGGCGAGUACUCCUGACCAAUGUGUUAAUUUCAGAGCACUCAUUAUCAGUAAAUGUCAAAAUCAGUUUGUAACAAAGAAAGUAGAUGACCAAGUAUUGAAAUUAGAGAAAGAAAUCGCUGAAUGUAAUGAUGCUACUAAAAAGAAGGAACUUCAGUUGAUUUUGGAAGAAGAGUAUAGACGUGCUCGCAUGCGGUCGGUUGGCAAUGUCAGAUUUAUUGGUGAAUUAUACAAAUUAAAAAUGCUUACAUCAAAAAUAAUGCUGUUCUGUAUGAACCAUUUGAUAGGAGAUAAAUUGGAAGAGGAAAAACUGGAAUGUUUGUGUAAACUUCUUACCACAAUCGGUGAACAAGUUGAGAAUGAAGUAAAAGAACUCGAUAACGUUUUUAAGAAAAUGCAAGACAUUAUUAAUGACCGCAAAAACAAUAAAAUUAGCAGUCGCGUAAGAUUUAUGAUUCAAGAUGUAAUUGAAUUAAGGAGACGAAAAUGGGUUGGUAGAAGUGUAGUCGAUUCUCAGCCGAAAAUGAUGGACCAAAUUCAGAAAGAGGCUGAGCAACAACAACGUCAAAUCGAGUUAUUGAAUUCUACACCUGUGAGUAGUUUCCGAAGUCGUGAUGAAGGUAGUCGUGGAAAACGUGGUGAAGGUCGUAGACAGAAUUCCAAUUCUUUCCAAAUGGAUAAUAGCAAUAUUUGGAAGUCUACAAAUCGUUACACAGUAGAUACAUCCAAGUUUAAAGCUGCUACUACAACAAGAAAUUUAAGUUCUAUCAAAUUGGCCCCGCCUGGUUGGAAUCAUGGAUCUGCAACAAAAACUAGUAUUCAUACUAGUAGUAAUCCAAUGAUUAAUCUCACGAAGAACAUGUAUAGUGUUUUAGAAAACAACCAAGCCGACCCAGUCAGCCUCAAAGGAAGUAAAGAUACACCCCCAAGCUAUCAUACAAAAGGUGCAUCUAUUGAGAGGUCUACAUUUAAUUCUAGAGGUGAUUUCAAUAGUGGCAGCGGUAGCCGUUCAGGUUCAAUGGGUGGAAUUCGUUCCAAUUCCGGAAGUCGUAGUGUAAGCGCUGUCCUGCCUACGCCAUCUGUUGUAACCGAGAUUUCAGCACCUGUUUCAGCGGCUGUUCCACAGGAACCACUGUCAGAAAAUAAGAAGAAGACAGUUCAUGCAAUGAUUGAUCUGUCCUUAAUGAACCCUGAUGAUAAUGAAUUAGUAGUUGAAGUUCAAAGGUUUGAAACUCAGUACCAUGCUGCAGUUGUUACUGAAAUACUCAAUAUGGCGCUGGAGAAAACACCGAAAGAAACUGCCAUGAUUUCAAAAUCACUGUUACAUUUAAUAAAUACAAAUACGAUAUCACCACGAAAUUUCGAAGUGGGUCUGACGGAAACUUUAUUGUAUGCACCUGAUUUAUAUAUUGACAUACCAAUGUUGUACGAAUAUUUAGGAAAGUUCAUUGCUCCACAAAUUGAAAAAAAACACAUCACAAUUUUACAAAUAUUUAAACUAUCAGAAAGUAUCAUUGCAUCAAAACAAGGUCAUUUAUUAUUAAAAGCAAUAAUCAGAGAUUUAAAAGAAAGCAUGGGACCUACUUUUGCAAAAAGUAAAUGGCAAGAAUCUGGUCUUCAAUUAAGACAAUGGAUGCAUGAGGAUCAGAUUUCAACCUGGCUAACGGUGAACAAUUUUGAAUUCUUGGAGGGUGCUACUAAAUAUUCCGAAGAAUCAAAGAAAAUAUUUACUCCAAAUGAGAUACAGAAGAAAUUAAUACAACUAAUGAAUUCUGAUGAGAAUUGUGACUGUAUAAAGGGUUGGGCAAGAGAUAACUUGGGCAAGUCGUCAAAUGAAGAUUGGUUUAUGAGGAUCCUAAUUCAAUCCAUAUGUGAACAUGCGCUAUUUGGGCCUGAAGGUCGCGAUACACCUCAUUUUAAUCAAGAACGUAUGAAUAAAUAUGCAGGACUUAUUAACGAGUUUGGCGAUUCGAAGGAUGCGAGAGAAGCCAGCUGUCUGUUUGGCAUACAACAGCUAAUACAUAGGCUAGAGCACCCGCAAGGUUUAACAUUGCAAAUUUUCCAAUAUUUGCACGAACAAUAUAUUAUUACUGUAGAAGGAUUUAUAGCAUGGGAGGAAUCAGAAAUGGAGCCAGAAGGAAAAGGAGUUAUGAUGAAGGCGCUCACGUCGUUCUUCACGAACAUUAAAGAAGCCGACGAAGGCGAUUCCUGCAGCGAGGACUGACGCGGGCAGCUCGCCUCGGCCGCGGAACCACGUCAACUGCCGCCGCCGCCGACUGCGUCAACUAUGACUCCGGCGCCUACAACUGAUUCAUUCGCUUAUAAUAUCUUCCUUAUUUUUAUAUAUUAGGAACAUCCUACACGGAAAUCAUAGAAUAUAUUGUAAUAAUUAUUAUUAUAAUGCUUUAUUCUAACAAGAAUUAGAAAGUUGUAUAAUAUUUUUUAAAACUAUGAUUAUUCAUCAAAAUUUCGAGCUAAAUGCUAAAUGCUUAUUAAUUUUUUUUUUAUUUUAUUUUUAUUAUUACUGAUAUUGGCUUGAGUUUGUUAGUUUUUUGAUAAAACUGAAAAUUUUUAACGUGUUGUCUGGGCAUACCAUUCGCAUUUUAUUUUUCAAAAAUUGUUAUGCCAAAAAUUUCAGUUUUUAUUUAAAUUAUUUCUGCUUAUUUUGUUAUAUUGGAUAAUUUAGUAUGUAUAAUUUUAAUAAUUAAUUGAUCGAAAUAUUUGUUGACAUUGCUAACUUAUAUAAUUAUUUGAAAUACUUUUGGUCAUUUUUAUCAUUCAUAACAUACAUAGUUUUGUUUUCCAGACAUUUAUAUAGAAAAUAAUAAUUAUAGACUUGUACACUAUAUAAAAAUAAUUAUGUACCCAAUUGAAUGAUUAACAUUUUAAUUUUUAAGUUUAAUAUCCAUAUAGCCUUGAAUGUUCUUUAUUUAUUAAUAUUUUUAUAUUAAUUAAUUGUUCGGAUAUUUUUGUGACAUUUUCGACUAUCAAGAUAUGAGAUCAAGAUAUAAUAAAAUUAUAUUUUCUUUUUCUAUUUUUAAAUAUAGAAUUGAAUUGUAUCUGUGACUUAUUUUAUUAUGUAUAUUUUAAUAUUAUAAUUUUAAAUAUUUAUUGUUUGGUGUAUCAUUUUUUCACUAGAAAAAGUAUGUUUCAUUGUUAUUUAUUUAAAAAAAAAAAUAUUUCUAGUGAAAAAUUUGCUGGCCAAAAGUAUUUCGAUCAAUGAGAUGACAUCACACAAUUUUAGUACAAGACAUUCUUGUUCUUUUAGUUUUAGUAAAUUCUAAUCACAAUAUAUCACAAUUAUGUAGGUUUACAGAAAUAAAUAUGUAUUAUAUUUUGUUGUA
Molecule: messenger RNA, 6786 nt
Organism: Galleria mellonella (greater wax moth)
Lineage: Eukaryota; Metazoa; Arthropoda; Insecta; Lepidoptera; Pyralidae
Product: eukaryotic translation initiation factor 4 gamma 3-like
Exons: 29
Coding region: 495-5666 (1723 amino acids)
Cellular component (GO): eukaryotic translation initiation factor 4F complex
Molecular function (GO): mRNA binding; protein binding; translation initiation factor activity
Source: RefSeq, a predicted model, not a curated record